Molecule: messenger RNA, 4718 nt
Organism: Chelonia mydas (Green sea turtle)
Lineage: Eukaryota; Metazoa; Chordata; Testudines; Cheloniidae
Gene: TREH
Product: trehalase
Exons: 15
Coding region: 100-1863 (587 amino acids)
Biological process (GO): trehalose catabolic process
Molecular function (GO): alpha,alpha-trehalase activity
Source: RefSeq, a predicted model, not a curated record
GAGCGCGCUCUCGUUCUCUCGCCCCUCAGCAACGCAAGCCGCCGCUGAGGGGGUGAAGCGGGGCCUGUCUUGCGCCCGCCUCCGGGCAACCGCGAGAAGAUGGCGGAUCCGCUCCUCCCCGCCUCGCUGCCGCAGCCGGCCUGGGCAGCGCUCGCGGGGAGCCCCUGCGGCCGCCCCGGAGGCCGGGGAAGAGCUGCAGAAGGAGCGGAGAUUUACUGCACUGGGGACCUCCUGAAGCAGGUCCAGCUGGCCAGGCUCUUCUCUGAUGACAAACACUUUGUUGACAUGCCGUUGCGGGAGUCUCCAGAACUAGUUCUGAAGAAGUUUCAGCAGCUAGUGAAUGUGACUCCAGGGGGGAUAUUGUCCAAAGAGCAGCUACAACAGUUUGUGAGCUCAUCCUUCAGUGACCCUGGACAGGAGUUUGAGCAAUGGGAACCUCAGGACUGGACAAGCAGCCCCCAGAUUUUAGCCAAGAUUUCUGACCAGAAACUCCAGGCAUGGGCAUCAGAUCUGAAUGCCAAGUGGAAAUCCCUGGGGAGAAAGAUCAGAGAUGACGUAAGGACUCACCCGAUGUUUUACUCUCAGAUUUAUGUGCCGUACCCUCUGAUGGUGCCCGGUGGCAGGUUCAUUGAAUAUUACUACUGGGAUUCUUACUGGGUGAUUGAAGGGCUGCUCCUCUCUGAAAUGGCAGUCACAGCCAAGGGGAUGAUACAGAACUUCCUGUACCUGGUGGAAAGAUAUGGGCACAUCCCGAAUGGAGGCCGAGUCUAUUACCUGCGCCGGAGCCAGCCACCUUUCCUCACACUGAUGAUGGAUGCCUACCUGGCCCAUGCCAAUGACACAGAGUUUCUCAGGGAGAAUAUCCAUCUGCUGGAGGUGGAGUACGAGUUCUGGCAGAGGAAUCGCUCUGUGAGCCUCACAGUUGGGGACAGGAAUCACACUCUGAACUACUACAGCGUUCAGAUUGGGGAGCCCAGACCAGAGUCCUACAGCAAAGACUGGGAGUUGGUAACUGACUUAAAUGAAGAUGCCAGGCAGGAGCUCUGGGCAGAGCUAAAAUCUGCGGCAGAGUCAGGCUGGGACUUUUCCUCUCGCUGGUUCCUCUCCUGGCCUCCCCCACUCCCUGCAAAACUGAAGGAUACCAAAGCCAGGGCUGUAGUGCCAGUGGAUCUGAAUGCCUUUCUGUGCAAGACCGAGCACCUGCUGGCUUCAUUCUACAGGAUAUUGGGAAACACCACCAAGGCUGCCCAGUUCCAGGCUGCUCUGGAGCGCAGGCUCGAGGCUGUCCAAGCUGUCUUGUGGAAUGAGGCUGCUGGAGUCUGGCUGGACUUCAACCUCCUGAAGAAGCAGCCAAACCCAGCCUUCUACCCCUCCAACCUGGCACCCCUGUGGACUGACUGCUUCUCAGAUCAGGCUGCAGCUGAGAGGGCAGUGCAGUACCUAGAGGGGAGCACAGUGCUGUCCUACAAGAAUGGGCUCCCUACCUCACUUGCCAGGACUGGGGAGCAGUGGGACCUGCCCAAUGCUUGGCCUCCACUGCAGCAUAUGGUGAUUGCAGGUUUGGCCAAGUCCAGCUCCUUGAGAGCCAAAGAAAUUGCCUUUGCCUUGGCCCAGAACUGGGUCAGAACCAACUUUGCCUUAUAUAAGAAGUACCAGGCCAUGUUUGAGAAGUACAAUGUCGAUGGAGAUGGGAAGCCAGGGACAGGAGGAGAGUACCAAGUCCAGGAGGGAUUUGGCUGGACCAAUGGUGUAGUCCUGCAGCUCUUGGAUCUCUAUGGUGACCGCCUGACCUCUGGCUCCCCCUCCAACCCCUUCGGGGCCUGGAUUGUUGCUGCUUGCAUCUUCCUCCUUAACCUGAAAUGACAGGGGAAGUGGUUUGGGCUCCCAGCAGCAGGGCCAGAGGAGACAAGCCCAUGUGUACGGAACAGUGCCCUGGCCUCAUAGCCAGUUAAGGAAAGGGGGGGUGCGCGCACCUGGGGCAGCCACCUCUUUCUAUACCUGCUGGGACAGCAAAGCAGCCACAGGUGAACAACAGUUGUGACUAAAGCCCUGUGCAUGCAGCCUUGCUGAGCCCCCCUACCUGAAAUUCUCAUGCUCUUGCUGUUUCAUUAGUGUUUAUCAAACUGGUCUCUGCUGCCAUGCCUGCCUUGGUGGCUACUGGGACAAGUAGAGCCCUGAUUCUUGUGGAGGUCUGUGCUAAGGCAUCUCAGCCCCUAAAGACAGACUCUGCCCUGAGAGUAAUGGUCCCUGAUCCCGAUGGCUAGUGCACAGGUGAGAUCCCUGAGGGAGUGUGUUAUGUAUCCCCCCUCCAUAGAGGAUGAGUUGUUACAGCUUCAGUAGCUUGGCUCUAAGUUGUAACAGUUCAUGCUUUUAUCUUUGGAGGACCUUAGAUCAGGCUCCACUGUGGCUAUUACACGUGCAUCUGCUACAAGCAAGGGAACAUGCUGUUACUUUGAAGCAUGCUGCUGCUCCCUGGGUCCCUUUCCCUGUCAGGGUUCCCACUGCAGCAUGCAGCCCUCAUUAUCAAAAAGUGAACCUGUUCUUGUUUGCGCUUGUUGUGCCUUUGACUCCCAACCACAGCUCGUACAAUGCCUUUUCCAAACUGUGACGUGACCCCAGGGCCUGGGCUGUAGGCUCCCAUCAUGCUCCUGCAUCUCAGUUCAGUGUGUCUGUGCAGCACCUGGCACAGUGACUGGAGCGCCCCUGUACAUGAGGAAAACAGUAGUGCUGUAUUGCACCUGCCAGUCACCUGCUGCUCUUCCACUGCCUGAUGGGCUUUUGCACCACUUACCGUACAGAUUCUGCACCUCAAUUCUCCCAGCCACAGCAGAACAGGAGCAACACGGCCAUGGGCACAGAGGGGAAAUAUGACUAGUAGAAUGGGCUGCUGCUACUACUAGCAAACUCUUAAGGGGCUAUGGGACACAGUGGUUUCAUUCAAAGUCAUCAACUGCAUGCUGAGUGACCCCAUAUGCUAAGGCCCAGCUAGAACUAGUCAGAAACUUGCAUUUGCAGGUGGGAGGAAAUUCCAUAAUUUUGAAAGGUGGGGUUAUUUUUAGUCAAAAUUGGAAUGGAAUGAAAGAUAAACAUGUUAUAAAAAUGUAAUAAGAGGGUCAUAGUUUACUGCUGGGAGCCCAGCUCAUUUCCUACCACAGAUCCUUUUAUCCCUUCAUUCUCACCAAGCUCCCUCUGUGCCACCCUUCCACAUCCCCCUCAUUCAGAGAGAUGUGUAAAUAGUUAAACUUGUAGAGUUUGUUGAAGUAUUUCUUUUGUCUGGAUAGUCACUGAGGCUGUCACCAUUCCAAACUUCAUAGGGGUAGGGCAGAGCACUUUCAAAGGCAGGUGUCUUCCCAGCACAGUGCCUACUGAGAACCUUUUGGCUCAAGAGCGGGGAAGGUGGAAAUAAUCUCAAGUCUGUUACUCAAAAGGCUUUAUUGUUUGCAGUCUGUCUACAACUACUGAAAAAAGAGAGAGGCUGGAUUGGCUGCUGCCUGCCCCCAGCCUAGGUCAGCAGAGGGAGGUACAAACUGGACAAAAGGAGAGCUAGGCCUAACAGCAGUGGCACUUUAGGAAUUCGGAUACCUAGGGUUAAAAAAGAUAUUCAGAAAAUAAGGAUUUCAAGGUUAUAAAAGCAAGGUGGGAUUUAAAUACUCUUGUUCUUUCAAGGGAUUUUCAGCUGUGUGAAACUUAACUCUUCACUAAGGCCUAGAGGAAGGCUGUGGAAAUUCCUAGCUCUCAGCUGGAUUUUGCUAAUGGGGGUAGGUAUAGUUAGCCACUUUAAAGGGGCACAAGAUGGCAAGGGGCCCAAUUCUUUAGCCAGUCAGCAAAGCACUGAGUGCUGUCACUUCCACUUCUACAGUUGGAGCAGCUUCAGGCUUGGAUAGUAUGGGCCGAAUGCUACAACGGGCUGAGCACCCUCAGCUCUCUGGGACAUUGAGGGGGCUCAGAACCUCACACCAUCUGGCCUUUAGAAGUGAAUUUAGGCUCUGACACCCCAUGAGGCAUGUGCAGACAGUUAACUGUAGGCUUUGCAUUCUUCUUACCUUGCUCUCCUGGUAUCUCCUUUGGGCGAGGCACUUUUUAAAGCUCACAGUGUCAGCAGAACAAGCCAUUUGUUCCCUUAGACUACACCUCCGUGCCUAGUGCAUGAGAGAGAUCACAAGCCCUGGCAGACAUAAAUAUUCCCCCUCAUCCCACAACAUUUGCACACCUGGCACAGUUACUUCCACCUUUACACCACAUCAGAACCUUCCAGCCAGGCACCUUGCCUGGGCUGAUGCACAGAUCCUCAGAGGUGGUCAAGGCACAGGAGAGCAGAGAGAUGUCUGACACAGACAGACCCCUCACUGUUACAGGCAGCUGCAGUAAAUCUGGCAGGACUGUCAUGGUGCACAUGCUGGCACCUGCAGCAGCCUUGGCACUGGUGAGAAUGGCACAAGAAAAGGAAACAAGUCAAGCAGACAGUGGAGCAAACUGGGGUCUGGUCACAGGUGCUGGUAGGAUGCGCCAGAUGCAUCUGUGAUGCAGUUGUCAUGGUGAUGCCCAACAAUCUCCAGUUUUAAAAAGUGGCAGCAUUUAGAUAGCUUAGUUCCUUAAUCCAAAAGCUUCAGGCCUAGUUUGCACUGGUACCGGUGGGAUGGUCUUUGGCAGCUCUUCUGUUUUGUACCUUUUAGCCCAUUGAUAUGCUUCCAUUGAAGAAUAAAAAAGCCUGUUCUGUA